AUGGAGGUCGUGGUUGAGGUCGAGGAGGCCAUGAACGCUUUAGGGACAAAUAUGGAGGAGGUGAUUUUGGAGAUAACCUUGAGGUGGAGUGUGAAGAUAUAUUUGCACUCAAAGAAAGGAAAAAUCAUGGAAGGAUUUGGUAUCGGAGUCUGCACAGCUUGUCCAUUGCUGGUGGAAGAAACCAUCAUAGUGCUUGGUGGAGGAAGCAAGCUGCCAUCAAUGAACGAUUCGAUGUUACCUCCAAUGAUGGCAGGAAGCAUACCGAGAUGCCUGGGCAAUCUUUCUCGCCUGGAAAUUCUUGAGUUACGAAAAAAUAAUCUGUUAGGCGGGAUUCCAUCAGAGUUGGGCAAGCUUUCUAAAUUAAGAAUACUAAACCUUGUGUCUAAUAAUCUUUCUGGUGGAUUACCUCCAACCAUUUUCAACCUCAAUUCUUCUUCUGCUGAAACAAUUUCUUUAGAAGUCGUUUAUCUUUCGGAGAAUCCUCUAAGUGGCCAUAUUCCUAAAGGCCUGUGCCUUUUUAAAAAUCUCAAAAAGCUGGCUCUAGCUGCGAAUGGUUUUGUAGGAAGCAUACCGAGAUGCGUGGGUAAUCUUUCUCACCUAGAAAUUCUUUAUUUAGAUAGAAACAAAAUGUCAGGUGAGAUUCCAUCAGAGUUGGGCCAGCUCGCUAAUUUAAGAAUGUUAAGCCUUAGCCAUAACAAUCUUUCUGGUAGGGCUCCUCCAACCAUUUUCAACCUUUCUUCUUCUGAAGUAAUUUCAUUAGCUUUCAAUAAACUAUUUGGAAAUGUUCUAGAGCUCGCUAAUUUUCGGCUUCCUAAGCUUCAAGAGCUGUAUCUGAGUAGAAAUGGAUUCAGCGGUAGAAUUUCAAAUUCUAUCUCCAAUGCUUCGAUGCUCAAAAUCUUAGAAUUAUCUAACAAUUCCUUCAAUGGACCGAUGCCGAUGACGUUAGGUGGUCUUCGAAAUCUAAAAAUUCUAAGUUUGUCAAACAAUGAAUUGACCACCGAUCCAUCACAAAGAGAGCUUCACUUCCUCACUUCCUUGACACAGUGCCCCCAACUAGAAUCUCUGAACAUUGGUUAUAAUCCUUUGAAUGGAUCACUACCAACAUCUAUUGGUAAUUUCUCCGCUUCUCUGGAAAUUUUUGAGGCAGGAGCAAGUCAAAUUCAAAAUAGUCUUCCAUAUCAAAUUGGUAACCUGAGUGGUUUAUUAGAUCUUGAUUUAGAACUCAAUGAUCUCAUUGGAGCAUUUCCUUCUUCUAUGGGAAAUUUACAUGAGUUGCAGCAGUUGUAUCUCGAUAACAACAAACUAGAGGGAAAUCUUCCAAAUGAGGUGUGUCGAUUAACAUCUGUAGGUGAAUUCUACAUGGAUGAGAAUAAGCUAUCUGGUCCCAUACCUUCCUGUUUUGGGAAUCUUACCAAUAUAAUGGAAAUCUCUUUAGCUUCUAAUGCAUUUACCUCUUUACGACACAGCAUGUGGAGCCUCAGUAAUGUAUGGCUUAUGAAUUUAUCGUUUAAUUCCCUCACUGGGUAUCUUCCCCUUGAGAUAGGAAAGUUGGUGAACCUGCAAAUUUUGGAUCUAUCUAUGAAUCAAUUUUCAGCAACUAUACCAGAAAUAAUAUCCAAUCUGAAGAUGUUAGAGCAAUUGGACUUGUCAGACAAUGCAUUCCAGGGCAACAUUCCUACCAGCAUUGGCAACUUGGGUAGCCUAAAAUCAUUAGAUCUCUCAUCCAACAACUUAUCUGGCACUGUGCCCAAGUCUCUGGAGAAGCUUUACUAUCUCAAAUACUUGAAUCUGUCUUUCAAUAUGUUAACUGGCCCGAUUCCUACCAAUGGAGCUUUUGCAAACUUCACCAUCCAAUCUUUCAUGGGAAACCAUGAUUUAUGUGGCAAUUCAAAACUAAAGCUCCCACCAUGCCCUGACACUAGUCCUUCAAAAUCAAGAAAGGUAAUGUUCUUGCUCAAAUUUGUUCUUCCUCCAAUUGCUGCACUGACACUUAUGGCUUUGCUGCUAAUUCUGUAUAUCAAAUACUGGAGAAAGAGCAAGAAAUUGCCAGUCUCUUCGACAGAUUUAUCGGUAAAGUUGGGUCACAAGUGCAUCUCAUACUAUGAUCUCCUCAAUGCAACUAAUAAUCUCAGUGAAGCAAACAUGCUUGGAACUGGAAGCUUUGGUUCUGUAUACAAAGGAACCAUGUCAGAUGGUGACAUUGUUGCUGUCAAAGUCUUUGAUUUGGAAGUUGAAGGAGCAGUAACAUCUUUUGACAAAGAAUGUCAAGUGCUCAAGAAUGUGAGGCACAGAAACCUUGUGAAAAUCAUAAGUUGUUCUUCCAACCUUGACUUCAGAGCUUUGGUUCUCCAAUACAUGUCAAAUGGUAGUCUUGAAAAAUGGUUGUAUAACCAUGGCCAAAAUUGUUUGAAUAUUCUUCAGAGGAUGGAUAUAAUGAUUGAUGUGGCAUUGGGAUUAGAGUAUCUUCACCAUGGAUAUUCAGAACCCAUUGUUCAUUGCGAUUUGAAGCCAAGCAAUGUUCUUUUGGAUGAAGACAUGGUUGCACAUGUUGGUGACUUUGGCAUUGCAAAAAUUCUAGCAGAAUACAAAUCCAUGACCCAAACAUCAACACUCGGCACAAUGGGUUACAUUGCACCUGAGUUUGGAUUACAAGGAAGAGUAUCUCCAAAAGUCGAUGUUUAUAGCUACGGUAUUAUGUUGAUGGAAACAUUUACAAGAAAGAGUCCGGGAGAUGAAAUGUUUGUUGAAGGAUUGAGUUUGCGGAAAUGGAUCAUUUCUUUUUAUCCUGAUCGAGUUUUGGAGACUAUGGAUACUGGUCUUUGGGCAAGACAGGAAACUGCUACCAUAGCAGCUAUGGAUUCUUUAACCCAGUGUUUCUCAUCUAUCAUAGAAUUAUCAUUGCAAUGCUCAAAUGAUUUACCGGAAGAGAGGCUUAAUAUGACUGAUACUGUGGUUAAACUGAAAAAGAUAAAAGAGGAUAUGGUGUGA
Molecule: messenger RNA, 2988 nt
Organism: Ziziphus jujuba (common jujube)
Lineage: Eukaryota; Viridiplantae; Streptophyta; Magnoliopsida; Rosales; Rhamnaceae
Product: LRR receptor-like serine/threonine-protein kinase EFR
Exons: 4
Coding region: 1-2988 (995 amino acids)
Biological process (GO): protein phosphorylation
Molecular function (GO): protein kinase activity; ATP binding; protein binding
Source: RefSeq, a predicted model, not a curated record